AUGAGUGCUCUUUCUUAGGUGUAUUUAAGGAAGUACGGCUAUCUGCACAUCCCACUGGACAGUAAAGGGCAAAACCAUCCACCUGAGGAGAUAUUGGAAGCCCUAAGAAUCUUUCAGAAAACAACAAACCUGCAAAUAUCAGGAAAACUAGAUUUAGCCACUAUGUCGAUGAUGAACAGACCUCGGUGUGGACAGGAGGACUAUUUCAACAACAAAUCUCUUAGAUAUCGAGUUAUGGGUUAUUGGCGCAAGAAGAUGCUGACCUACCGCAUCUAUAGUUACACCCCUGACUUGGGUCAGGGAAAGACCCGUUCGGCCAUCCAAAGUGCAUUUAAGUACUGGAGCGACGUGUCACCUUUAAGGUUCAAGGAAUCGGACCGAGGAAGAGCAGACAUCAAAAUCUCCUUUCACAGAAAAGACAAGACGUGUCCAGUUCCCUUUGAUGGACGAGGUCAUGUUUUAGCCCACGCUGAUGCCCCUGAUUCAGGCAUUGUGCAUUUUGACGAGGAUGAAGUGUGGACAGAGGGGAAGGCCUCCGGCACCAACCUGAGGAUCGUUGCAGCCCACGAGAUUGGCCACGCUCUUGGCCUGGGCCACUCACAACAUUACAGCGCACUGAUGGGACCUGUUUACAACGGAUACAGCUCAGACUUCAAGCUACAUCCGGAUGACAUUCAAGGGAUCCAGGCUUUAUACGGUAAUAGAUGUUGUUCCUUUUCAGGAAAGCCAGAGAAGACGCCUCCGUCCAGAAAGCCAAGUCAGUCGGUGCCAGGUGUUAUUCCAGAACCUUGCAAGGCCUCUGUGGAUGCAGUAAUGUUGGGUCCUCUUCGUAAGACAUAUGUCUUCAGUGGUCAGUAUGUGUGGACGGUGUCCAGCUCUGGCUACAGCACUCCCGUCUUGAUCUCUGCGCUGUGGAAGGAGCUGCCAGGGAACAUAAAUGCUGCUGUUCAGUCUCAGCGGACCGGCAAGAUCUAUCUUCUGAAAGAGGACAAAGUGUGGAGAUACUCAGGUUUCAAACUUGACCACGGCUUCCCCAAACGCUUGACCAACAUCCCUUCUAAUAUUGACUCAGCCUUUUACUUCAAUAAGAGCAAAAAAAUUAUCUUUCUCAAAGGCUCUGGAUACUGGCAGUGGGAUGAAAUUGGCCCGUCAGACUUCAGUUCAUAUCCCAAACCUAUUGGAAAACUCUUCCACGGGGCACCCAGCAACACUAAUGCUGCAUUCACAUGGACAAAUGGACACAUAUACUUGUUUAAAGGCACCCAGUACUGGCGUGUAAACCAGCACUACAAAGCAGUGGAGAAGGCCUACCCGCUGAGCACCGCCUCACACUGGAUGCACUGUGACAACUGAGCCACCAGAGGACAGCGGGGAUUCAGCACAAACUUUUAC
Molecule: messenger RNA, 1392 nt
Organism: Anoplopoma fimbria (sablefish)
Lineage: Eukaryota; Metazoa; Chordata; Actinopteri; Perciformes; Anoplopomatidae
Product: matrix metalloproteinase-19-like
Exons: 8
Biological process (GO): extracellular matrix organization; collagen catabolic process; proteolysis
Cellular component (GO): extracellular matrix
Molecular function (GO): metalloendopeptidase activity; zinc ion binding
Source: RefSeq, a predicted model, not a curated record